AUGGACGACUUUACUUCCCUCGAACUCCUGUCCCUCGUUUCCAAAGUCACCUCCGAAUUACAGAACCAUCUUGGUAUCAACGACAAAACGCUUGCCGAAUUUGUGAUCGAUCAACAUGAAAAAUGUGGAGGCCAACUAUCCGAGUUCAAGGACGCCAUGGUGGCCAUGGGGGCAGAGUUCCCCAACAGUCUGGUCGAGAGUAUCGAUCGAUUAAUCGUGACCAUGCAUCCCAAAUACAAGAGUCGGAAACAACCUACACCAAAUGGGAAUUCAGACUUGGAUGAGUUGGAUGCUGUCGGACGCAAGGCGCAAGUUUUCAAAGGAUUAGCAGUUCCGGAUCGUGAACAAAAUUGGGAUGACUACGAGGAUGACAUGGUGGGACAAAAAACUAUUGACGAGAGUCGGCCGUCCGAUGACGCCGAUACAUUUGCACUCCUGGAGGGUCUUGCCGGCAAAGCCAAAAAUGGGACCAAUGGAACCAGUCAACGUAGGAAGAGAAGUCGAAGUCCGGAUCGUGACGAUUAUCCAAGAGGCAGGAAGCCUAGACAAAAGUACUGGUCUCGGAGUCCCAGCCCGCAGGAAGAGAAGAGGCCACGCCGAUUUCGAGAUGACGAGUAUGACAGUCGACCAAAUGGUUACAGAGAGAGACACGGCGACAGGCGGAACGGUCAUCAUACGAGCAGGCGACGCGACUAUGACGAUGACGAUGGCUUUCGAAGACCUCCUCGGCAAGAAGUUGACGAAUCUCCUGUUCUUUACAAAGUUUAUGACGCCAUAAUUAAUGGGAUCAAAGAUUUUGGUGCAUUUGCCAGUCUUCGAGGGGUCAGAGGCAAUGUCAGUGGUCUGAUUCAUGUCUCGGCUGUUCAAGAAGGCGCAAGAGUCAACCAUCCCUCGGAUCUCCUGUCUCGAGGACAACUUGUCAAAGUCAAAGUGAUCAAAAUGGAAGACAACAAAGUCAGCCUUUCAAUGAAAGAAGUUGACCAGGUCUCUGGUCAGGAUUUAGUGCCCUCCCGACGAAUUGCCUCGGGCGCCAACAUGGAACGGUUGAACGGCUUGUCCUCGAAUGAUCGCUACGGAAACCUAGGCAGCACCGUGCCCGUUAUUGAAGAUGACUACAAUUCGAAAUCGAACAAGAACAAGAAGAGAAUGACGUCUCCGGAAAGAUGGGAAAUUAAACAACUGAUUGCCUCAGGAGCAAUAUCUGCUCAAGAUUAUCCUGAUAUUGACGAAGAAUAUAAUGCCACCUUGACCGGGGGGGGGCAAUUUGAAGAGGAAGAAGAUAUCGACAUCGAAGUCAGAGAGGAAGAACCGCCGUUCCUCGCUGGUCAAACGAAACAAUCCCUCGAGCUAUCACCCAUUCGAGUUGUGAAAGCGCCGGAAGGAUCCUUGAAUAGAGCAGCUCAAGCAGGAACAGCAUUAGCCAAGGAGAGAAGGGAAUUGAAGCAACAAGAAGCUGCCGACAGAGCGGCAGAAGAGGCAUCUAAGGUUGACCUGAAUGCCCAAUGGCAGGAUCCUAUGAUCAACCCUGAACAGCGGAAAUUUGCGGCAGACCUUCGACAGGCUCAACAGCAAUCAUCACGAGCAAUCGAAGCUAUUCCCGAAUGGAAGAGAGCAACCCAGAGCAAGGACCAAUCCUUCGGCAAAAGGACAACCAUGACGAUCAAACAACAAAGAGAGUCACUUCCGGUCUUUAAAUUUCGAAAGCAAUUACUCGAAGCAAUUGAUCAAAAUCAAUUGCUCAUUGUGGUUGGAGACACUGGUUCGGGCAAAACAACCCAAGUCACACAAUAUCUUGCUGAAGCAGGUUAUGCCAAUCACGGAAUGAUCGGUUGUACACAACCUCGUCGCGUUGCCGCCAUGUCGGUGGCAAAGCGGGUGUCGGAAGAAGUUGGUUGUGAACUUGGGAAGGAAGUUGGCUACACCAUUCGUUUCGAGGAUCGAACUUCUCCAGAAACCAAGAUCAAAUAUAUGACCGACGGCAUGCUCGAGAGAGAGAUUCUACUCGAUCCAGAUCUGAAAAGAUACUCGGUCAUUAUGCUGGACGAAGCACACGAAAGAACCAUUUCUACCGAUGUCCUCUUUGGUUUGCUGAAAAAGACACUCAAGAGACGCCCCGAUUUAAAGCUUAUUGUCACCUCGGCCACUCUCGAUGCAGACAAGUUUUCCGAAUACUUCAAUCAGUGCCCUAUCUUUUCAAUUCCAGGAAGAACAUUCCCGGUCGAGAUUAUGUAUUCAAGAGAGCCUGAAGAUGACUAUUUGGACGCCGCAUUGACCACCGUGAUGCAAAUUCAUCUGACUGAACCCCCUGGCGAUAUUUUAUUGUUCCUGACCGGACAAGAGGAAAUUGAUACCAGUUGCGAGGUUCUAUACGAAAGAAUGAAAGCCCUCGGUCCGAGUGUGCCGGAGUUGAUUAUUCUGCCUGUCUAUUCGGCCCUACCCAGUGAAAUGCAGAGCAGAAUUUUUGAACCAGCGCCACCCGGGAGCAGAAAAGUGGUCAUUGCUACCAAUAUUGCCGAGACGUCCAUCACGAUCGAUCAGAUUUAUUACGUGAUCGAUCCCGGUUUUGUCAAGCAGAAUGCUUACGAUCCUAAACUCGGCAUGGAUUCUUUGGUGGUGACGCCAAUCUCUCAAGCCCAAGCCAAACAGAGAGCAGGCCGAGCAGGAAGAACGGGACCGGGAAAAUGCUUUCGCUUAUACACCGAAGCCGCCUACCAUUCUGAGAUGCUGCCUACCACCAUUCCCGAAAUUCAGCGUCAGAACCUCUCCCAUACCAUUCUCAUGCUCAAAGCAAUGGGUAUUAAUGACCUGUUGCAUUUUGACUUUAUGGACCCACCCCCCACUAAUACCAUGUUGACUGCUCUCGAAGAACUCUAUGCCCUCUCAGCUCUUGAUGAUGAAGGUCUUCUUACUCGCCUGGGUCGAAAAAUGGCCGAUUUCCCCAUGGAACCGGCUCUCUCCAAAGUUCUCAUCGCCUCAGUCGACAUGGGCUGUUCGGAAGAAAUGCUCAGCAUCGUCGCCAUGCUCUCUGUUCAGACUGUAUUCUACCGCCCAAAGGAGAAACAACAACAAGCUGACCAGAAGAAAAGCAAAUUCCACGAUCCUCACGGUGACCACCUGACUUUGCUCAAUGUUUACAACGCCUGGAAAGCGUCCCGGUACAGCGAUCCGUGGUGUUUUGAAAAUUUCAUCCAAAAACGACAAAUUGCCCGCGCUCGUGAUGUUCGACAACAACUCGUCUCCAUCAUGGACCGGUACCGGCACCCGAUCGUCUCUUGUGGCCGCAACACUAUCAAGGUCCGCCAGGCCUUGUGUUCCGGGUUUUUUAGAAAUUCAGCCCGCAAGGAUCCUCAGGAAGGGUAUAAGACACUCAUCGAAGGGACACCCGUCUACAUGCAUCCGAGUAGUGCGUUGUUUGGGAAGCCGGCCGAACACGUCAUUUACCAUACCCUCGUGCUCACGACGAAAGAGUACAUGCAUUGUGCGACGGUGAUUGAGCCGAAGUGGCUUGUUGAAGCGGCGCCGACGUUCUUCAAAGUCGCGCCCACGGAUCGUCUGAGUAAGCGCAAGAAGGCCGAGAGAAUUCAACCAUUGCAUAACAAAUACGCGGGCGAGGAUGAAUGGAGGCUUAGCGCGCAGAAGAGGCAGGGCAGGGGUGGUGGCGGUGGCACUUGGGGUUGA
Rhinocladiella mackenziei CBS 650.93 is the source of this 3678-nucleotide messenger RNA. RefSeq lists its product as uncharacterized. The record is from RefSeq and is a predicted model, not a curated record. Gene Ontology annotation, cellular component: catalytic step 2 spliceosome; intracellular anatomical structure. The coding region runs from base 1 to 3678 and encodes 1225 amino acids. NCBI's taxonomy places the organism in Eukaryota, Fungi, Ascomycota, Eurotiomycetes, Chaetothyriales, Herpotrichiellaceae. The transcript has a single exon. Gene Ontology annotation, molecular function: RNA binding; ATP binding. Gene Ontology annotation, biological process: spliceosomal complex disassembly.